Hyalella azteca is the source of this 686-nucleotide messenger RNA. RefSeq lists its product as uncharacterized. Lineage: Eukaryota; Metazoa; Arthropoda; Malacostraca; Amphipoda; Hyalellidae. The record is from RefSeq and is a predicted model, not a curated record. The coding region runs from base 1 to 636 and encodes 211 amino acids. The transcript is spliced from 5 exons.
AUGAUAGACCUGCCGUCGCUCCGCUGCCACGACCUGCCACCGCACUGCCGCUCUGACCUGCCGUCGCUCCGCUGCUCUGACCUGCCGUCACUCCGCUACUCCGACCUGCCACCGCACUGCUGCUCUGACCUGCCGUCGCUCCGCUGCCACGACCGCAGAGAAAAGAUGACGCGAGCUUCGAUGCUUCUCAUCGUACUUCUCAUUGCCGCUGUCUCGUACGCGGCAGAUAAAAAUCCUUGCAGAAGGGAGGUGAAAGCGAAAGUACUUGAAUUAGUACGCGCUAUGGAAGAUUGUUGUAUUGGGUACAAAUUGGACAUGGACAAGACUACAUGGAAUUCCUAUUCAAAGAGAAAAUGCAACAUCUACGAUUCUCUAAAUAAUUACGAUGUAGCAGGAUGUGAUCCACUUCCAUACUGGUGCGCCAAGUGCGUGUUGAAAUCAAAGAAGCUCCUGAAACCUGACGACACUUUGGACGAUGCGGCCUUCCAGAAGAAUUUGUUGUCGAACAAAUGCAGCUCAGAGACAAGCUUCGAAAACGCUUACACGAACUGCAAAAGCUCCAGCAUGCAGCGUUUGAACUUUCUCAAGUUCAUGGCGUGUAUCGUUCAAGCCAUCCCAGGGUGGCCCUACUACUAGUUAAAGUUCAGAGUGCCAGGAUUGGAGCAGAGAGGUGCGGGCUGCGGGUU